GACCGCGGUCCCUGGGCCCGUGUUGGUGGAGUGAUCGAUCCGGACAGACGCAGACACGGCGGCUCACCCCAAAAUGGCCGAGAGCCUGCACAGCAGCACGCUGUCGGCGUCGGGCGGAGGGAGCCCGCACAUGUCCACCUUCCUGACGCUGGAGCAGCGGGCGGCCUUCGUCUUCGUCCUUCUCCUCUUCAUCUUCCUCGGACUGCUGAUCGUGCGCUGCUUCCGCAUCCUGCUGGACCCCUACAGCAGCAUGCCCUCCUCCACCUGGACGGACUACAUGGAGAAGGACACGUUUGACUACCGCAUCGUCUGACCUCUGGCCUCGCUGCAGCACCCCGGCGCAGCGCAGCUGGGCUUUAGCGAGGAGACAGCUGGCUGUUGACUUGAACUGGUCACACUGGGGACCCAUGGGCCCAGAAACGCAGGAGGAUAAUGUCCCCAUCAUCCACCACCUUCACACACCCUUAACCUAAACCUCGACAGGAGGAUAAUGUCCCCAUCAUCCACCACCUUCACACACCCUUAACCUAAACCUCGACACAGGAGGAUAAUGUCCCCAUCAUCCACCACCUUCACACACCCUUAACCUAAACCUCGACACAGGAGGAUAAUGUCCCCAUCAUCCACCACCUUCACACACCCUUAACACACACCUCGACACAGGAGGAUAAUGUCCCCAUCAUCCACCACCU
Messenger RNA from Alosa alosa (allis shad), 692 nucleotides. RefSeq names its product cortexin-2. The transcript has a single exon. NCBI's taxonomy places the organism in Eukaryota, Metazoa, Chordata, Actinopteri, Clupeiformes, Clupeidae. The record is from RefSeq and is a predicted model, not a curated record. The coding region runs from base 74 to 313 and encodes 79 amino acids.